This is a messenger RNA of Lagenorhynchus albirostris (white-beaked dolphin), 2650 nucleotides long. It is a transcript of the gene DNAI4, whose product is annotated as dynein axonemal intermediate chain 4. Gene Ontology annotation, molecular function: dynein heavy chain binding; dynein light chain binding. Gene Ontology annotation, biological process: cilium movement. Lineage: Eukaryota; Metazoa; Chordata; Mammalia; Artiodactyla; Delphinidae. Gene Ontology annotation, cellular component: axonemal dynein complex. The record is from RefSeq and is a predicted model, not a curated record.
AUGACGCCCGGCAAACAUUCCCGUGCCUUAGCCGGAGCCGCUGACGCCGGGGGUUGGUACAGGGGCUCCAGAAGCAGCCAGGGAAGGCGGUGGUCGACCACUCCCCACCCAGUAGCCACCAUGCCCAUCUCUCCGGUAGACAGCCGCAAGCAGCCGAACGUCGGGGUAAACACUGGCGCACAGUCGAAGAGGACUAUUAGCUUUACUGGCCCAGCAAAAGGAGCGCAAAUGAAAGGAGGAUAUAUUAGUGCAAACCAAAGCAGAAUGGCUGGGUCAAAAAACAUGGUGAUUCUACCUGACCCCAAAACAGUAGAAAAAAUGAAUAUUUCCUCCACAAAGACAGCCAUGCGGGUGACUGAUAUACAUGGAGUUGAUGUUACUCCCAGACCUCUUUACCAUCCAGAUCCAUAUACUGGUACAGCAAAGCCAAAUAAACUAUUGACAUCACAAGAAGGAUCACGUACAUCAGACUUUAUAGCUUCCUAUAGCCUUUAUCAGAAUACAAUAAAUCCUAGUACGUUAGGGCAGUUUACAAGGUCAAUUUUAGGAAGCAGUACAGUUUCUAAGUCAAGUACAUCCACUACUGAAUCAAUAGUAGAAGACCUAGAAGAACCAUCCUUUAAACGGGAAAGGUUGGCUAGUUUUACAGAUUUACAAGUUAUUAGGGCAACACCUGGAAAAAUUGUAACAAAAGAAGACCUGGAGAAGACUAUAGAGAUAAUACUCACAGAGACAGAAACGAUGAACUUUUUUAACCUACCAACAGUCAUGGUUUCUGUAGAAUCUGAAGAAGCUGAGAAAGUAAGCCGGAGAAACAAGAACUAUGAGACUCUUUGUCGAAAUAGAUUAGGCAAUGACUUGUAUGUAGAAAGGAUGAUGCAGACGAUUAAUGGAGCACCAAAGAAUAAACACGUUCAAUGUGACAAAAUCAUGAAGGAAGACAAAGGCAUAAUGUCCACUGCUUGGGAUUUGUACGAUUCUUAUAAUGCUAUGGAGCUUUCAUCUUUACCAGUAAAAAGAUCUACAGUUGAUUCAAGUAGUAAAGCAAGCAUACCUUCUAAAGACUGGGACCAAAGACUGCCAGGGAGUAAUUUAGAAAAAAUUAGUGAAGGUAGUUCUCUAAUGGAUAUUGAAAAUGUAAUUCUGGCUAAAGUCCAUGAUGAAGAAGAAGACAACUCAGAGGCAGUAUUGAAAUCUGAUAAGUUCCAACAGGACUUAUUUUUUAUGGAACGAGUUAUAAUGGAAAAUAUGUUUCAGCCAAAACUUGCAGCUUAUCGUCAGCUUCCUGUUUUAAAAGAACCAGAACCUGAAGAACCUGAAGACUUUUUAGUAGGUGAAAAACUUGAAGAGGUAAAAGAAGAGGCUAAGAAGAAAGAGGAAGAAGAAACAGAAAUAGGUUCAGAACAAUCAACAAUACCAGCCAAUUUGGAACGACUUUGGUCCUUUUCCUGUGACUUAACCAAAGGCCUUAAUGUGAGCAGCCUUGCCUGGAAUAAAAAAAAUCCAGACCUUUUGGCUGUUGGCUAUGGGCACUUUGGAUUUAAGGAGCAAAAAAGAGGAUUGGCUUGCUGCUGGUCAAUAAAGAAUCCCAUGUGGCCAGAACGUACUUAUCAGAGUCCAUAUGGCGUUACUGCUGUGGAUUUUUCAAUUGGAGCACCUAACCUUUUAGCAGUUGGCUAUCACAAUGGCACUAUUGCGAUUUAUAAUGUACAGAGCAACAGUAACAUUCCAGUUCUGGAUAGUAGCGAAUCACCUCAAAAACAUUUGGGACCUGUAUGGCAACUACAGUGGAUAGAACAAGAUCGAGGGACAGCAGGUGAUAAAAGAGAAAUGCUAGUUUCUAUAUCAGCAGAUGGAAGGAUCUCCAAAUGGGUUAUACGGAAAGGACUGGACUGUCAUGAUUUGAUGCGUUUGAGGAGAACUACUGCUAGCAGCAGCAAAAAAGGAGGGGAAAAAGAAAAGAAAGGUGAAGCUUUGAUAUCUCGACAGGCUCCUGGAAUGUGCUUUGCUUUUCACCCCAAGGACACAAAUAUCUAUUUGGCUGGCACUGAAGAAGGUCAUAUUCACAAAUGUUCUUGUUCAUAUAAUGAGCAAUAUCUAGCUACCUACAGAGGACACAAGGGUCCAGUGUAUAAAAUAGCAUGGAAUCCAUUUUGUCAUGAUGUAUUCUUAAGCUGUUCUGCAGAUUGGGGCAUUAUUAUAUGGCAACAUGAGAAUCUUAAGCCAUUUUUGAGUUUUUAUCCAACUACUUAUGUUGUUUAUGAUGUUGCUUGGUCUCCAAAAUCAUCCUAUAUAUUUGCAGCUGCAAACGAGAGCAGAGUGGAGGUUUGGGACCUUCACUUCAGCACUUUGGACCCUCUGAUUGUGAAUGUUGCUAACCCUGGAAUCAAGUUCACAACUGUUCUCUUCACUAAGCAAACAGAUUGCCUUCUGGUGGGAGACAGUGAUGGACAAGUCGCUGUGUAUGAAUUAAGAAAUAUGCCCCCUGCUUUGGACUCUAACCGAGGAGAUAUAAUAGAUACUUUGCUUGGGCCCAAGUCAAAUCAAAGCAUAAUUCAUCAUCAGUAGUAUCUUUUUUGUUGUUGUUUAAAGGAACAGUGUUUAAUAUCCAAUAGUCUGGUUUGUAUGCAGUGAGCUGGGAUUUUGAUUA